CCUUCUAGGUUCAGUGUUCUUGCGUUGGAGGGGAUAGGGGAGGACGUUACUAAUGAAGAAGAAGAGUUGGAAGAAGGUGAGGUGAUUGCAGAUUUGCUGACUGAAGACACCAAGUUGAAAGAUCCUGCUAGGACUGGCCGGUUCCGCCCUGGUCCAAGUCUCAAGUUGAGCAAGCAGCUUCCUGCUCGCUCGAAAGACCUUAGAGUAAAGACCCAUACUUGCUCCAAAAAAACUUCCAGUAGGAAGUUAUGACGUCUUUUUUCGCUUGGAACAUGCGUGGCUUCAAUAUGUCGCGCAAGCAUAGGGAGGUUCGUCGAUGGGUUUUGGCAGAGAAGUUUUUGUUUGGGUGUUUGUUGGAGACGCGGGUUAAACAUGAUAAGUAUCACGAUUGCUUAGCAGCCUCUCUUCCGGGAUGGGGUUCCUUGGCUAACUAUGAAUUCAGUGAUUUGGGCCGUAUAUGGUUCUGUUGGUCUGAUAAAGUAGUGGCUACUAAGCUUCAUAUCAGUUCUCAGGUUGUAACUUGUGCAGUUCAGAUUCCUGAGACAAAUGAGCAAUUCAUUUGCUCAGCUGUGUAUGCAUCGAACUGUGAGGUGGAACGGAGAAGGUUAUGGGAGGAACUUCGAGGUACACAAGCAGCCUAUAGGCACCUCGAUAUGCCCUGGAUAGUGAUAGGUGAUUUCAAUGUCACACUUACUUCUGGUGAGCACUCACGUGGGGGAGCUUCUAGAUCUAGCCAGACGGGUAUGAGACAAUUUCAAGAAGCAGUGGGGGACUGUAAUCUUACUGAUCUUGCUUUCUCUGGUGCGAUUUUCACUUGGUGGAACAAAAGGGAUGAGGAUCCCAUCGGAAAGAAACUUGAUAGAGCUUUGAUAAAUAGUUCAUGGCUAAGGGCUUUUCCUCAAUCGUCUUCUCGGUUUGAGGCAGGAGGCAUUUCUGAUCAUUCCAGAUGUGUAGUUCGUCUUUCAGGGAUUACUAACGAGGCAAGGAAACCCUUCAAGUUCUUUAAUUAUCUCACUGAGCAUCAUGAGUUUCUCCCCACGGUCAAGAGAGUAUGGGAUGCAGCCCAACCGAUCCAUCACUCUCGUACAGCCUUGAGUAGAUUCCAUGCUAAGCUGAAGACUUUGAAGUAUGAUAUGCGAUUGCUCAACAAGACGCAUUAUGGAGAUUUGCCCGCUAGAACUAAAGAAGCGUUUGAGGAGAUGUGUCGCUGUCAGAAUAUGGUGCUACUGGAUCCCAAUCCUGUUACUUUUGCGGCAGCAGCUGAGGCAUCUGAUCGUUGGAAUAAAUUGGCUAGCAUUGAGGAAAAAUUUUAUCGGCAGAAGUCUUGCCUUAGGUGGCUUGGAGCAGGAGAUCACAACACAGUCUUCUUCCAUCGAGCAGUGCAGACACGAUCAACUAAGAACACCAUAAGAUUCCUUGUGAAUGAGGCUGGUGAAACCCUCACUCGGCUAUCUGAUAUUAAAAAGGAGGCGGUUCUUCACUUCCAGAGGUUUCUCCAAAUGGAGGAGAAUGACAAUGGCGAAGAAUCUCUCCCUCUGAUCCAAGAGUUAUUAACGUAUCGUUGUUCUGCUGGGACAGCUGCUAUGCUUGUUGCCCCUGUGUCCCCGGAGGAGAUUACAUCUGCACUACACGCUUUACCAAAUGACAAAGUCUCUGGACCAGACGGGUAUACAAAAGAGUUCUUCGUUGCUGCUUGGCCGGUUAUUGGAAAGGAAUUUAUUAUCUCAGUGCAGUCUUUUUUCUUAUAUGGCUUCUUGCCCACGGGAAUCAAUGCUACGAUCCUAUCUCUUGUACCAAAAACGGAGGAGGCUCAGACCAUGAAGGAUUAUCGGCCCAUAGCUUGCUGCAACUUGAUUUAUAAGGUCAUCUCUAAAGUUCUUGCGCGACGGCUCAAGUUAGUGCUUCCUGAGGCUAUUGAACCGAAUCAAACUGCUUUUAUUAAAGGGAGGCUAUUAUUGGAGAAUGUCCUCCUUGCAUCUGAGUUGGUUAAUGGCUAUCAUCGGUCCUCUAACUCUAGCAGGUCCACGGUGAAGUUUGAUAUCUCUAAGGCCUUUGAUACUGUCAAAUGGUCGUUCAUCACCUCGGUUCUUAGAGCUAUGGGUCUCCCACUGCAGUUUAUCCUCUGGAUUAAGGUCUGUAUAUCUACUGCUGCUUUCUCAGUCUCAGUGAAUGGUAAUCUUGAAGGUUUCUUCAUGAGUGCUAGAGGAAUAAGACAAGGAUGUUCUCUCUCUCCUUACCUCUAUGUUAUACUGAACAAUGUGUUGUCGAAGAUGCUGAACAAGGCAGCACAUGCACGGCAGUUUGAUUACCAUCCUCAAUGUAAAGAAGUUCAGCUCACUCACCUCAGUUUUGCUGAUGAUAUUUUGGUUUUCACAGACGGUACGGUAAGAUCUUUGCGGGGGGUCUUGGCGGUCAUGGAUCAGUUUUCAAGCAUAUCUGGUCUUCACAUUAAUGCUACUAAGUCUUCCAUCUUCGCCACUGGUCAGAACAUCAAUCUAUUGCUAGCAGAAGCCGCACAGAUAGGGAUCACUAUUGGUCACCUGCCAGUUCGAUACUUAGGGAUGCCUCUUACUACCAAAGCUCUUACAAAGCAAGACUAUGAGCCAUUGAUAGAUAAAGUGCGUGGCAGAAUGUUAUCAUGGCGAAAUAAGUGUUUGUCCUAUGCUGGUCGGCUUCAACUGAUCAAAUCAGUCAUCUCUGGUAUUGUUAACUUCUGGAGUCAAGCUUUUAUACUUCCCAAAGCUUGUCUUGAUACCAUCGAAAGCAUGUGUAGUGCUUUUCUUUGGUCUGGGUCUCCUAAUGUAACUCACAAGGCUAAGGUGGCAUGGGAGGAUCUAUGCUGUCCAAGAGAGGAAGGGGGUCUUGGUAUACGAAAGCUGCGUGAUUCAUCUAAGGUCUUUGCUUUGGGUCUGAUCUGGAGAAUUUUUACGAACACUGACUCGCUGUGGGUAUCUUGGAUACAGCAAUAUCUGCUGAGACAGAACUCGUUUUGGGAUGUUAAGGAGAAUGGAAAGGGUUCUUGGAUGUGGAGGAAAUUAUUAAAGCUGAGGCCUCUAGCUUAUCAGUUUAUUCGGUUUGAGAUCAAUGAUGGACAAAAGGCUUUUUUCUGGUUUGAUGAUUGGCUGCAGAUGGGCAGGCUUAUUGACAUUACUGGCGCUGUAGGUACUUGUUACCUUGGAGUAGCCCGGAAUGCUCGAGUUAUUGAUGCAGUUGCUCAAUCUCGCUGGAACAUUCGAGGCCAGCGUAGUCGUCACUUUCAUGAUUUAUAUGAGAGUAUCCAGAAUAUUCAGGUGCCGCAGGAAGAUCAAGGGAGGGAUAAGGUUCUUUGGAAACAUGCAGAGGACACUUAUAAAGCGCAGUUCUCUUCGGUUCGAACAUGGGAUCAGAUACGUGUGAGAAAGGCCACUGUACCUUGGAGUAAAUGUGUCUGGUUCACUCAAGGAGUCCCUAGAUACUCCUUCAUUGUCUGGCUGGCUGUUAAGAACAGACUUUCUACAGGAGAUCGUAUGCGGGCGUGGGGCAUUCAGCAAGGGUGUGUGAUGUGUGGUGAGUGGGAUGAGACAAGGGAUCACGUCUUCUUUGCUUGCCCUUACACAUACUCUGUUUGGGAUAGACUAGCAGGUAGUUUGUGUGGCAGAAGGAUCAAUCCGGACUGGUCGCUCACUCUGCAGUUUGUUACUAACAAUAAUCUUCAGCUAAUGGAUAAGAUCCUACUGAAAAUGGUGUUCCAGACUUGUGUUUACUAUAUGUGGAAGGAGAGGAAUGAACGCAGACACCAGAGAGGCUUUCGUACGGUGGACCAAGCUAUCCGGAUCGUUGAUAAAGCCAUACGGAACAGGAUCAGCUCUCUUCGUUAUGGGCCGGUUCAUCGGUUUGCUGGAUUGCUUCAACGUUGGUUUGAAGUAUUUGACAGGCCAUAGGUUUUUUUCAUAAAAUAUUGCUUCUUUGUAUAGCCUACCCAUAUAGUUUCCAUAUUCUUUUGUAAAUGCCUAUUAUUUUACUCUUAUCAAUAAAUUUCACAUUUCAUCAAAAAAAAAAAAAAAAAAAUUUGAAAUGUUUAAAAUUCCAAAAGAUACUUAUACCAAACAUGAACACAUUCCAAAUAAGUGAGCAAAACACUCUAAAAUUUAAUAGAGUACAUAAAUUAUAUAUCUAUUACAUGAAUAAUUCACUCAAUGCUUAGUUUGUUAUAUUUUGGUAUUUAGUGCUCUUUUUGUUUUUGAACAACCCAACGAUAUAUUAAGAAAAUAAGUUCAGCACAAUAAGGGGUCCAUAACAGAGACAAAGUUACGGAGCACCAUCUUUGGUAACGAGUUGGCUUCCAAGAGAUAGAGGUGAACAAGAUGGAGAGUUGCUUGAUAUCAGUUAUGAUACCGAAGAUCUCUGUAUCCAUGAGCUCACUAUUGAUAACUCUGAUGAUCUUUUGGUUAUUCAAGAAAACCCUUAGGUAUUCUCGAUGUCGAUCAAAAAAAUACUCAUACCAAACAUGAACCAGUUCCAAACAAGUAACCAGAAUACUCUUAUUUUAAUAGUAUUGAUAUAAAACAAGUAUCUAUUACAUGAAUAAUUCACUCAGUCCUUAGUUUAAUAUAGUUUGGUUCACAUAGUUUUAACUGAGUCUAUUUAUAUUGCUGACAAAAAAAUUAAUAAAUAUAUUUUGGUAUUUGGUGUUCUUCCUUCUUUUAUAUAGUCGAGUUUUUCAUGUUCAAUAUAUUUUUGCUUUGGAUUUAUCGAAUAUGAUGUGUUUGCACAUAUUUUUGAGCUUUGUUCUUUAAUAUUGUUUUUAUCCUCUAAUUUCAUUUGUUAAAAAUUACAAUAGAACCAACAAGAAUUGUGACAAGCGCAUUUCUCAUUUCAAAAUUUUGUUUUUCGGUCUUUGUUUUACUGUAUUUUUAUUUGGUUUAUGUUUAACUAAGUACAAAUAAUAUUUUGGAACCGAAAAAUCCGAUUAAGAUCUGAAACCUGAAAUUAUAUUGGGUUCAACCGGGUUUUGAAAAUGUUAUUAAAUCCUAACCAAUUUUUUAAUAAUAUCCGAUAGAAACUGAAAUUUAUAAAUCCAAAAAUCUAAAAUUCGAUUGAACCCCGAACCGAAACCCGAUUGGUCCUUUGAUGCCGACUCAAUCAAUCAAAAUUAUUGUCUUUUUAAAAUGGUAACAAAUAAUGUCACGUUAGGAUUUAAAAUAUGAAAUUGGUAAUAAUUUUUAUUAAAUUUUGUUGUUUCUAAAUAUUUUAGAUAUCUUAGCUAAAUAGACAAAGAAAAAAUAUUCUAGUAAAUCAGUACGCAUGGAAUAACUCAUGUAUUUAAUUUGAAAUUGAAAAUGAUAAAAUCAAAUAAUAUAAACGAAGAAUAAAUGUAAAAAAUCUGUAGAUGUCAGAAAAAAAGAGAGUCAAAAUUUUAUUAGUUGUCAUCAAGAUUCCAAUGAUAAUAAUUCCAUAUUUGAAAAUACUAAAAAGUAAAAAAUCUUACACAAAAUAUUCAUAGCUACUUGUCAUAUAUACCUAGAGAAUCUUUUGUAGUGAUCCCACAAAACUUGUAUAUAUAAAUACUUACAAAUAUAUGAGAGAGAAUAUAUAUUAAAAAAAAACCCUAGUUCCACUUGGGAAAAUCUGAGAUCCCUAAAACAUUCCUCCGGUAUGAGGACAGAUAUGGUGAUUACGAGUAAGCGACCCCGGGCUCCAAGCUUUGCCGAUAAGCAUCCGGAGGAGACUCACGCUGCCAGCACCUUUGGUUGCGAUUGGUUCCAGGAGAAAGGGAAGGAUGAAGGUAAGCUCAAAACGUUUCUUGAGCAAUGCGGUUUCUGCAAGAAGAAGCUGCGUCACGACCAGGCCGUUUUCAUGUACGGGGCAGCUACUUUGGGGCAUUCUGUUCAAAAGCGUGCAGAGCAAAACAGAUGGCAUGCGAUGUCUUUAGUGAAAAAUCACGAGAGAUUGUAAAAGCAAAGAAGGGAAGAACAUGUACUUCAGGAAUCAAACCAAAAGAUGAUGAACCACCAGGCAAUCGAGAGAGGAUCUCAUCACCACCCCGAUUUUAUAUAUGAUUGAUGAUGAUAAUGAUGUGAUUAAGGGUUGGGUGUAUAUAUACUUGUGUAAAAAGCCAUUAAUUUGUCGCCAAGGGAAAUGCCUUUACCAUCCAUCAAGUUGACAUCGGCAAUUAUUUGUUUUGUUGAUCAACAGGAGGGGGUUUAGUAGCGUAUUUGUCAGUCUAUGAUUUUUAUUUUUGAUUUUAGUAAUCAAUAAGUGUUUUUGUCUUUGGCAUUGUGUUGUAUUCAUGUACUGGGAUAUAAGUCAAGACUCAUCAUA
Messenger RNA from Brassica rapa (field mustard), 6300 nucleotides. Its product is annotated as LINE-1 retrotransposable element ORF2 protein. Lineage: Eukaryota; Viridiplantae; Streptophyta; Magnoliopsida; Brassicales; Brassicaceae. The record is from RefSeq and is a predicted model, not a curated record. Gene Ontology annotation, molecular function: catalytic activity.